AAUAUACAAAACAGUUAGCGAUUAGAGGAAGUGGUGUGUUUUGUAUGUGUGUGGCGUGUGCAUGUGUUAUGUAUAGUGUAUAGACGAGACGGAUUUUGCAACUGCACGUAACUGCGGUAAAUCCAGAAUGUAUCGCUUUUUAAUGCCGUUCGGUGCACGAUAACUUACGAUUAUGUGGCUCUAUUUUACGCUAACGGAAAGGAAAUUCGAUUGAACGAUUCUCGAUUGCUAGUGAUUCGAUCAGCGCACACGCACUGGAAAGGAAGGACAGAACAGUCGUCUUCGAGAUCGUGAAUACAGUUCUGGCAUACUCUAUCCCACGCAUAUGACGGACGUUAACAAUUUUAACGUUUUAAUCGCGCAUCGGCAACGAGAACUAGCCAGAUGAAGAUAAUGUCAGAUGAUGAUGCUGCUUUGGAUUCAAUGGAUACCGAGGAAGAGAUAUUUGCUUCUCGCAACCGCAGCUUGGAAUCAAAUGUUAGACGACCUAAGAGUUUACGCAAGCUGAGGUCGCACUCUAAUUCACAUAUAAUUAAUAACAAUUUAAGUGUACGACGUAGUACACGUAAUAGAAUGCAGACUUAUGACAACCUUAAUACUAGCUGGAUUUUAGGAACACAAACUUUAAAAGGAUAUCCUAUGUUUCAACAACAUGCUUCUUCCUCGGAUAAAGAGAUGGUAGAUGAUGUACCUGGUAGAAAACGUGAUCUUCGAGAUCGUAUGCCCUUGAGAUCUCGCGAGAAUCAUCCACCUAAUAAAACUCCAACAAGACAUCUUAGGGAUAGAACAGAACAUGAUCGGCAAAAUAAUAGGGAACUUAGAGGUAGAUCUGAUCGUGAUCUUAAAGAAAGGCCAGAACCAGAAAAAGAUAUUAGUGAACAAACCAGACCAGCAAACGAAGAGAAAGAUACUACCAGGACGAGAAAGUCUGAUAGUCCAAGCAGAUUUAGAGAAGGUCCUGUAACCAGAUUGUGUGGAAGUAUAGAGAAAAAUGAGAAGCCCAAAGCAGAACAAGAUGAGGCAGAUGAAGAUAGUUUGCGAGAAAGUGAAAAGCCAGAUAAUAAUGAUAAUUCUGAAAAUGAAGAUGGAUAUGAGGAUAUGUAUACCCGAAUUAAGAGAACAAGGCGCACGGCUCAACGGCAACUGCCUAGAGUAGUGGACAGUGAUCUAUCCGAAUCCUCGGAUUCUCCCGGGCCUAGGAAGUAUAGUUUACGUCAAAAAAAACCUACUGUAGAUAGGUUUCAAGCUAAUGUAGAGCCAGUUAGACGAUCUAUUAGAGCUCUAAGAAGCGUUCUCAGUAAUUCAAUGAGAAGAAGAAAGCAUAGAAGUAAAAGCACGAGUUCUAGUGACUCUAGUGACUCUGAACCUCAACGUUACGACAAGAAGAAAGGCAAAAAAGCGAGACAAUCGGCGAUACCGCAAGGCGGCCCACCAGAUCGAAAAGCUGACAUAAAUCCUAUUACUUUAGACACUAAUAUUAGAUUUAGCGAUGUCGGUGGUUUGGCAUCUCACAUUCACUGCCUUAAAGAAAUGGUCGUUUUUCCUAUGUUGUAUCCAGAUGUUUUUGAGAGAUAUAAUACUACUGCACCAAAGGGUGUCUUGUUUCAUGGUCCACCAGGAACUGGUAAGACAUUGAUAGCCAGAGCAUUAGCCAAUGAAUGCAGUCAAGGUAACAAGAAAAUGACUUUCUUUAUGAGAAAAGGAGCAGAUUGUCUGUCAAAGUGGGUUGGGGAAUCAGAACGACAAUUGAGAUUGUUAUUCGAACAAGCUCAACAGAUGAAACCGUCCAUAAUAUUUUUUGAUGAAAUAGAUGGUUUGGCACCUGUCAGAAGUACCAAGCAAGAUCAAAUUCAUGCCAGCAUUGUAUCUACACUCUUAGCACUCAUGGAUGGUCUUAGUGACAGGGGAGAGGUUAUAGUCAUUGGUGCAACAAACAGAAUCGACGCAAUCGAUCCGGCACUACGAAGACCCGGUCGUUUCGAUCGCGAACUUUUUUUUCCAUUACCUGCCAUGAAAGAAAGAUUAGAAAUUUUAAAGAUUCAUGUCAGUAAGUGGAAAAAUCCACCAUCUGAACAAUUAUUGGAAAUAUUGGCAGAGAAAGCAACUGGAUAUUGCGGCUCGGACUUGAGAGCUUUGUGUACCGAAGCAGUGCUACAAGGAUUAAGGAGAACUUAUCCACAAAUUUAUAUGACAAAUGACAGACUGUUGCUAGAUCCAGAUAGAGUCGAAGUAAAAAAACGUGACUUUAUGCAAGCAAGCUCUAUGCUCGUCCCAUCAUCACAUAGAGUAGCUCCAUGUGCAGGAAGAAAAUUACAACUUUUUAUGGUACCAUUGUUGGGACCUCCCUUGGAAGAAUUAAUUAAUUUGGUAAAAGGAAUAUUUCCUCAUGGUGUAAAUCCUGCUAUGGCAAAAGUAAAGAAUGCUAAGGGUAUCUAUCGUCCAAGAUUAUUAAUCUCGGGUGGUAGUCUAUCUGAAGGUCAGGGACCUCAUUUAGCUCAAGCAUUAUUAUAUUGUAUGGAACAUUUGCCAGUCCAAAUUUUGGAUGUUAGUAUAUUAUUUGCAGAAAGCGCUCGAUCCCCAGAAGAAACUUGUGUGCAGGUAAUUAAUGAAGCUGCUAGGAACGUACCGUCCAUAAUUUACAUUCGAUCAAUUGAUAAAUGGUGGCCUCUUGUACCAGAAACAGUGAAAGCAGUUUUUCUAUGUCGAAUCGCAGCACUGGAUCCUUCAUUACCAAUUUUAAUUCUUGCGACAAGCGACGCGACGUAUCAAGAUCUCCCUGAUCAAUUGAAAAACUUAUUCAGCGAAUUACGGGGAGAAGUGUAUUCCAUGAAAACUCCUACUACCGAGCAAAGAAUGAAAUUUUUCCGACAUAUUUUUAUGGUUCAGAGUCUAAGAUUGCCUCAGAUCAAAAGCAACAAAGUAGAAGUUUUAGAAACACUGCCAUUAGCACCAGAUCCAUUGCCAAAGAAACUAACUGAAGCAGAGAAGCGGAUUAUGUACGAGAAAGACGAAGUAUCUUUGAGAGAAUUACGGAUUUUCCUGCGAGAAAUCUGUGCUAAACUAGCGAGAAAUCGACAAUUUUUCAUGUUUACGAAACCAGUGGAUACGGAGGAAGUGCCAGAUUAUAACUUGAUAAUAAAACAGCCUAUGGAUCUGGAAACAAUGAUGACUAAAAUCGAUAUGAAUUGUUAUCUAUGCGCACGCGAAUUUCUCGACGAUAUUGAUCUCAUUUGCAGAAAUGCUCUGGAGUACAAUCCGGACAGCUUACGUGAUAGGCCCUCCCUUGGAAUAUUAAAGAGAGAUCCUGCUGAUAAAUUGAUAAGACAUCGGGCGUGUUCCUUGCGGGAUAAUGCUUAUGCUUUAAUAAAAGCCGAACUGGACUCCGAUUUCGAGGAUAAGUGUCGUGAAAUUUCUAAGAAUCGCCGAAUUUUAGAAAGCAAUUGUAAUAACGCGGAAGAAAGCAAAAAUACAAAGUCAGAUUCUAUUUCCACGAAUGAACGAAUAGAAAAGAAGGAGUCUGUAAAUUCUAGUCAUUCCCUCAUCGUGAACGGAAAGAAAUUCGGUAGUUCACGAAAACGUAAAAUCCCUGCAUGGGCGAGAGGUUAUGUGAAGAAAGUUCAUAAGAAGAAAAAGAUCGAUGAAAGUGUUACCGAGGUAGUCGCAAGUAAAUCGCUAAACAAUGAAACUACUACUAGUAUUGAUCUAGAAAAAUUCCAAGAAUUCGAAACUGAAGCGAAUAGUGUUUUAAACGGCCAUGUAGGAUUGUUCGAUAAUACAGAUUCAGAGAAUGAUUCGCAGAAUGAAAAUUCAAAGGAAAGCCAAAACGGCACUAUUACAGAUCAACGAAUUGAUAAUCUCGACCAAAUGGAAUUAUGUUUCAUAGAAGAAGAUAAACAUAUUGGGAACGGUGAUUCGAGUUCAUCGUCUCGACGUGAAAGCAUGGAUGAAUUGUCGUUCGCCAUCGAAAGUGAUUCUAGUCGAGAUAAAAUUGAAGAAAAUGAGAAGGUUUUAGUUGAUAAAAGUGAACUCGAAAACGCAUGGCAUUAUACUGUUGAAAUAACGAAGGAUUUUCCCGUUGAGGUAUUGUGCGAUAUCUAUGUGCAACUAAGCAGAUGCGUUGGGAAAUAUGCUCAUAAAUACGAUAGAAAAUCACUGCCAAAGGACUUGCUCAAGGAAGUGGAAAAGUUUACGGAGUACAAGCGACAGUGUCAUUAGAAUACACACAAUACAAGUAGGUAUGGCAUAUGAAAGAAAAUGCAGCAUGUUGCUAACGAGACAAACGUGUUAUACAUUACGCCAUCACAAUAUUUUUAACAACAUUAAUCUUUAAAAAAAUCAAAGAUGGUUUCUUUUAUAUAUUUAUACUGAAAUUACAAAGCCGAAUAUUAUCAUUGUAUCAAACAAAACUUUGGAAUGAUAUAUUUUUUAGUUAUUAUACUGCCAGUCCUUAGGUAAAUAAUAGCACACAUCUGCAAAACAAUCGCAUUUGUUGUUUAAGAUGCAGCAGGAAAUUAGUUUUAAUUAAACAUUAAAUUCCAGGUAUGUACACAUAAUCCAAUUAAAUUUUGUACAUAUUGUAAAAGUGCUGUAAAUGUCCAAACAAGUGAUUAUUUGAUAUUUGACAUGAUAAGAUAGUAUUGUGAUUCUCAAUCACAUUGAAGUCAGAUUGAAGUAAUAAGAAUGAAUCACGUCAUCGUCUUAUUGCUUGCAAUAUGCUUACAUACUUUUUUAGAAAAUAAAUUUGAUUUAUAUUCGUCAAAGAAAAAAAUUUUAUAAGUUUUAUCAUAUAUUAUCAUCACCAUUAUAAUUAUAAUUGCUAUUAUAAUUAUUAGUAUUAUUAUUAUCUUUAUUGCGUUUAUAACUUUUUAUUAUUCUUCAAUUAUGAUUGAGAUUAUGUUACUUUCAUCACCUUAGUAAACAAGAAGGUAAAAGUAAUAAAUUGUUAAACAUUUUUUGCAUAAUUUUUUUUAAGAAUAAUUAUAGAUUUUUGCUUGAGGAAAAAAUCAGAUACAAAAUUCCUUUUUUUUUUAAUUUUGUUUGAAAUUACAUUGAUAAAUUUUAAAGUACAUAGUGAAUAAUUAAUAUAAGAAAUAACAAAAACACAAGAAUUAGUACAUUAUGUACUUAACUAUUUCCAUUCAAAUAUUCUUUGAAUAGUUAAAUAAAUACGCUACAUGAUAUAAUGCAUCCCCAAUUCUAUUACAUCGUUAUUUUAAACACAAGACACAAAAAUUCAGCAUUUUAUUAUAUUAUGAUAAGGGACUAUUUCAAAUAUUCGUCCUUGGAUCCGAAUAAAAAUUUACAAACAUGUAAGGAGAGCUAAAAUAUAAACGUAUUUUAUAUGUGUUAAAAUUAUAGUUCUCCUUGUGUAUCAAUAUACCUCGCGAAACAAAAUGUAUCAAAUUCUUAUUAAAAUAUAAGAUAAUAUUACUUGGCGUAUAUAGAGUUAUAUAGGAUAAAUCGAAGCUUAUUAUCGCGAGAAAAAAAUCCAUAAAAGUAUUUGAAUUUAGUUUAACAAAAGAAUCAGGAAGUAUUCAAAAUUAAUAACAUAUUUAAAAAAAAAUUUACUAUGUAAACAUAUACUUUUUCUAAUAGUACUGUUUUAUCAGAAUCCUGUUAAGAUUUUUAAUCAAACAAUCGAGAGAACAAUCGAUAUUGUUUCUGAUCUGGUUAAAUGAUCCUUUUCUCGCGAUAGCAGCUUUUGAUCUAUCUUGCAUUAGUGCAGUUCACUUUAUACAAAAUAACUUAAGGCAUAUUCGAAAUGCGAUUAGUAAUCUGCAAUUUAAAUAGACCAAAGUUGUAAAAAAAAGAUAAGAUGAACAUGGAAACUUAACACACACAUGCGCACACACGUACAUGCAAUUAUAAAAUACAUAAAUAUGAAAUACCUCGAUAAAAAAAUGCGUUAUACAUGGUGGCUAGUUUAAAUCAAUUUUGAGGCUUCAUGAAAGAGUGAGUGGCCUUUAUAAUUGCGAAAUUUAUCGUUUACAUAGCGAGAUCUCAAAAAAUUAAUUAGAGUAAUUAAUAUUAAAUAUUUAAAUUAGGAUUAAAGAAAUCGGAACAAAGGAAGAAUGACUCCAGUUUACUAAAUUUUUAAAAGAAAAUAAAUAAUUACUUUUUAAAAUUUAAAUCAUUUAAAGUGACAGCAAAUUGUUUAUUUCCGAUUGGUCCUAAUAAGCACUUUUGAAUAUCUGGCUGUCGCUUUACAAAGUGUUCCGGGAUUCUCGCACUUUCUUCGAUUUUAUUUUCUUCUAUUCUUUUCUGAUUUUCUCAUUUGUUAUAUUUCAUCGAAACUAACUGUAAAUAGAUUAUCUCAUAUUUAAUUGUUUAUAACUCCAAAGCUAUAUUGAGAGAUGUCUCUCGACUUGAAACAACUGCCAUUCUUAUUAAUCAGAGAAUAUCUGCACUCGAGAAGAAAUUGUGUGACGAUUCUGGGAGACUUAGUUUUAUAUAUAUAUAUAUGCAUAUAUAUAUUAUGUAUGUAUGUAUAUAUGUAUGUAUGUAUAAAUAUUAGUAAAUACUUAUAGAGUAUAUAACGCCUUCCAGAUUCGUGUAUUGGUUGUGAUUUGCUAUAAUCGUGAAAGAUUAGUUACCAGAUAUAAACCAGAUAGAUCAGAUAAAGUUGUGCGACGAAAUGAAAAUGACUCGUUUUUAUCUGAGCUGUUUCAAACAGUCUAAAAAACCGAUUCUCUUCGAUAUAACCAUUCAAACAAUACGUAUGUCGAAUUGUACAUAUACAAAUACAGGGCGCAAUCCAUCUUUUACCGUUUAAACGAUACAAUCGAAUAUAGAAGAGCUAUAAGGAAUAAACUCUAUCAAUAAAACUUAUGUGAUCCACGAAUAAUAUCUUUCUUAGGGAUAUGUUAUUGUUAAGAUGUGAUGAAUCGCGCGAUUGGAAGAUAAUCUAACAGAUUUUGUUAGUAGCAUAUCCGUUUUUCGCAUCAGGUGAUAGCGAUGAAAUUCUUUUCAUAGCAAUGAAAUUUUGUAGUUAGCGUAAAAACUUGUUUUGUUCGGCGAUUGGAUCAUUCGUCGAAAUUCGAUUGUAUUACUUGUGAAAUUUUCUAGUGACUAGAGAGUCGAAAAGACUGAGAUUUAGAAGAAGAAAAAAAAAAUGCUCGCUUUUUAGCGUUCGUACGAAGUUUGUAUGAGGCACGCGCCUUCAAAAUUCGAUUAGAAAAGGAAGAAUAUGAGAAAAAAAUCGCUAUAGUAUCAUACGAAUUAUCAUCGAUUCUCUUACACGCGCGAUGAUGGAAGAUUCUCAUCAGUGGAAAUUGUAUAAAUAUUUGCCAAAGAAGUAACGACAGAUAAUGCUCUAGCAGAAUUCUCUUCUCGCAUAUAAUUAUAAUUAUUGUAAAGCAUUAAGCGUUUAAAUCGCAAAGAAAAACCGUUGAGCGGAUGUGUGAUUUUUCUUCUAGCGAUUACAAUUUACAUUCCGCUUCGAAAUAACGAUCCGAAAAAAACGCAAUUUUAUUCUUGGUGCUAUUUUUCGAAUAUGCUGUCAUUUCAUUACACACGCGCGUGAAUCCGUAUAUAUGUAUGUACAUAUAUAUAAUGAAUGUAUAUGCGAAACAGAUCGAGAAAUUAUCUCGUAACACUGCCGAUUAUGAAAACGAGCGCCAUCACAUUUAUCUCUCCCGUUUUCUGUGUUUCUCAAUAAUAAUAUCCCUUAAGACUACUCUCUACGAACAAUGAGGUCAACGCGUUUGAGAUGUAGCAUAUCAAAUCUGAUAAUUUUUUUUUAACAGUAGAUGGUAGCCUUAAGAGAAGCCACACAUACAUACACACAAGUUGGAAAAGAUACGGACGAAAAGCGACGAUGCAUCCACUGCCUUAUUUAUUUUAUCAUAUAAAUAUAAAUAUAUAAAUAUAUAUAUAUAUAUAUAUAUAUAUAUAUAUAUAUAUAUAUAUAUAUAUAUAUAUAUAUAUAUAUAUAUAAGUAACACACAUUUUAUAGUCAUACAUAUAGUGAAAUAAAGUUUCGUAAUGUAAUCAAUUUA
This is a messenger RNA of Cataglyphis hispanica, 7997 nucleotides long. RefSeq names its product ATPase family AAA domain-containing protein 2-like. Gene Ontology annotation, biological process: positive regulation of transcription by RNA polymerase II. The transcript has 16 exons. Bases 385 to 4215 code for a protein of 1276 amino acids. Gene Ontology annotation, cellular component: nucleus. NCBI's taxonomy places the organism in Eukaryota, Metazoa, Arthropoda, Insecta, Hymenoptera, Formicidae. The record is from RefSeq and is a predicted model, not a curated record. Gene Ontology annotation, molecular function: ATP binding; ATP hydrolysis activity; chromatin binding.